AUGAGUUCAGAUUAUGCCACCGGGCUGGCCAUCGCUCUGGAGUUGACGGUGAACGCUGCCUGUGUUGCCAGAGCCCUGAAUCCACCUCAACCGCUUCCAUUCGGCAUGUUUCUUCCACGGAUACGCGACUUCAAGAACCUGAAGAUGCUCGGCGCUGGCGGCUUUGGAGCCGUGUACCUGGCCAACUACCGCCCUGCCAACUUCGUAGCCACGGUAAAGCUGGUCAACGUGGACCGCUUCAGCCAGCCCAAGCAGGCCGCCAUGGACAAGGUUGUCGCGUCCGUCAUCAGAAACCCGUUUCUCGUCAAGUACUACUGCUGCUUCUGCGUCAAGGAGGCGUACGUGACCAUCAUGGAGUACAUCGCCGGCCUGGACCUGAUGCGCGUGGUGACCAAGGAGGAGUACUUGGACACCGAGUCGGUGCGCGUCAUCAUGGCGCAACUGAUCCUUGCGCUCGAGCACAUGCACCUGCGCGGGUUCCUCCACCGGGAUGUCAAGGUGUCCAAUAUGCUCAUUUUACCUGGCGGCCGAGUGAAAGUCAUCGACUUCGACACAGCGAAGGCCUGCGGUGGUCACUUCGCCAAGCGUUUCCUGAGAGGCUACUUUCGGAGAACCGCUUUCGAAUUCCACGAUGGUGAGUCGGCCGGCACCAUACCGUACAUGGCUCCGGAAAUUCUGAAAAGGAGACCGUAUGGCCGCGCUGCGGACUGGUGGUCGGCGGGCAUCGUCAUGUACAAGCUGAUGACGGGCCGGGUGCCAUUUCGAGGAAAGUCCAAGCAGUUGCUUCGCGAACGUAUCAUCUCGUCGCCGCUAAAGUGGCCCCGACCCGAGGACCAUCCAAACUCGGCGACCACGCCGGGAAAGGACAUGACGUACCGAAUGCUCAAGAAGAAUCCAGUGGAUCGCCUCGGCUCAAAGAACUACAGCGACUUGAAGACGCAUCCAUUCUUCGACCAGUUCAACUGGCAGAUGCUUUACAAGAAGGAGUUGUGCAACAUACCAAGCAUCGCCGAAAUCCUGCACAGUGACGCGGCGAAAGGGCUCACCACUGGAGAUCCCGAGGACAAACGCAAGCACCAGCAGAUCGCGGAAAUGACCGAUGUCAGCGCCGAAGGCCAGAAACCGUUGCUUUGCUACGCUUCUCCUAGUUUCAAGAAACUGAUGCUCAAGACUUCACGGCAGUCAUUGGCCGAGUGUGGGAGCGUUUCGGCAGACGGAGCCGGCAUCGGCCAUUCGGGCUGCCUGGUGUGCGAGCUUCCUGAAGAUGACAAGCACGCCAUUCUGACUCCCGGAGUACCGCCUGAACGGCGCAUUGAAGACCACGAAGGUAUUCUCGUCGCCAUAGAACUGACUACUGAUCGUUCGGACAGUGACCAACUCGGCCAAAGCAUCGAGGUUCCGGCGAACAACUGCAGCGACUGCGGCGUGGGAUCCAGUAAUGAUUGCGUAAAGUCAUCCAAGGCCCCUAUCAGUGUAUCCGACUCGUUCAUGGAAAGCAGUGCGCAGAACUCCUUAGUUGUCGACUAUAAGGCUACAUCUCCUUCGUCCACGUUGAGCAAGAGCGCAGCACAGAGCAGCGUGGAAGGUAAAGAAAGCUUGCCCGCCGAGAAGGUGGACAUCGUGCUUUACAGGAAUAAGAAGUACUUUAAGUUCUCUGACUUCGGUUUCACCCUGCGGCGCGUCAGGGGAGAGGAAGCGAACUUCAUCUACGUGGACGCGGUGACCAAAGGCUCACCUGCCGACGUGGCCAAGGUGCUACCCCUGGACGUCCUCAUGAACGUGAAUGGCGUCCCGGUUGGGGAAACACCACUGGCCCAGAUCAACAAGAUCAUUAGUAGCGUCGGCGAGCAGCUGGCGAUAUCGGUGAUGGCAUCGAGUCCGUACCGGCUGCUGACGAGCCGCCGAGACAUGCUGGGCAUCAUGCGCAGCAUACCCCGGGAAUCCGCCGUUGUUAAGGCCGCCCCGGGCAGCUCCACCGGCGGUAAGACGUACGGUGUCACCAUCCUCGACGUUGACGUCACAGACGAGAAACUCAAGCGAUCGUCAAAGUGCUUCAUGCUGUUGCGUGCCGACGUCGCCAGUUGCAACAACAAGAUGGUCUUCCCGGGUGACGUAGUCUUCGAAAUCAACGGCACGUCGGUGGACGGCAUGUCGCGGCCUCAGGUCGAUCAGCUGCUUAACACCGGAAAACCCGAAGUCACGCUGUGUGUGGUGCCUCUGUCGCCAAUGCGCAAGAACCGGUACCUGAUAUCCAAGCUGCUCGAGACGGGUGGCACUGACAUCAACGUCCCGUCGAAGUCUACGGGAGCUACUAUUGGAUGA
Rhipicephalus sanguineus (brown dog tick) is the source of this 2322-nucleotide messenger RNA. RefSeq names its product microtubule-associated serine/threonine-protein kinase 3-like. Gene Ontology annotation, biological process: intracellular signal transduction; peptidyl-serine phosphorylation. NCBI's taxonomy places the organism in Eukaryota, Metazoa, Arthropoda, Arachnida, Ixodida, Ixodidae. The record is from RefSeq and is a predicted model, not a curated record. The coding region runs from base 1 to 2322 and encodes 773 amino acids. Gene Ontology annotation, molecular function: protein binding; protein serine/threonine kinase activity; ATP binding. The transcript is spliced from 12 exons.